UAGGUUACAUUUGGUUACAACAAGAAAGCCAAAAUUUUUGCGCAUUAAAAUGAAACUUACUAUGGAUUUAAGUUAUAAAAAUAAAUAUAAUUAGUAUUAACAUAAUAUGAUUUUAUAUACUUAACAGCAGCUUGUGAAAUGUCAUAGGCUGCAGUGAAAUUUUAAUAUAUCAUAUAUUUAGUAUUGGUAAAUAAACAUGUCAACAGAGAAUACAAACUAUAGUGAUGGGGUUAUUCUUGCUACUGGAGGCUACGACCACACAAUUAAAUUAUGGCAGGCCCAUACUGGAAUUUGUAUUAGAACUAUGCAGCAUGCAGAAUCACAAGUAAAUGCCUUAGAUAUAACUCCAGAUAAAAAGCUUUUAGCAGCAUGUGGGUACCAACAUAUUAGAAUGUACGAUCUGUGUUCUGGAAAUCAAAGUCCUGUCAUAAAUUGUGAAGGUGUCUCAAAAAAUAUAACACGAGUUGGAUUUCAAGAAGAUGGAAAAUGGAUGUACACAGGCGGAGAAGAUUCCUCUGCUAGAAUUUGGGACAUCAGAACACGUAAUUUACAAUGCCAAAGAAUUUUUCAAGUAUCGUCACCUGUCAAUGCUGUUUGUCUACAUCCAAAUCAAGCUGAAAUAUUAGUUGGAGAUCAAAGUGGUAUUAUACAUCUUUGGGAUUUGAAGACUGAUCAUAAUGAACAAUUGAUUCCUGAAGCUGAAGCCUCAAUCCAAGACAUUGCAAUUGAUCCAGAAGGAACUUUAAUGGCAGCUGUAAAUAAUAAAGGGCAUUGUUUUGUGUGGUCUUUGAAUAGUGGAAAUCCAGAGGAGCCCACAAAACUUAAUCCAAAACAACAUAUAGAAGCUCACCCUAAAUAUGCUUUAAGAUGUAAAUUCAGUCCAGAUUCAACAUUAUUGGUAACAACUUCUGCUGAUGGAACAGCUAGAAUUUGGAGAACAUCAGAUUUUACAAUGGUACGUGAAUUGAGAUGUGACAGUAUGAGGUGGAUGUGGGAUGCUGCAUUCAGUGCUGACUCUGAAUAUAUUUUUACUGCUUCUUCUGACAACUAUGCAAGGCUGUAUAGUGUGGAAACUGGAGAGGUUGAGAGAAAAUACAGUGGCCAUCAAAAAGCUAUCACCGCUUUAGCAUUUAGAGAUGAAAUAGUAUAAUAUUUAAACAAUAUAACUGCCUGUAAGUUUUUGCCUUCAUUUAUAUAAUGUUCAACAUUUUUGUACUGAAUUUUUUAUAUGUGUAUAUUUUACAAGACUUCUUCAAUUUCCACAUUUUUUAAGACUUUGCAGUUUUUAUAUUAUCCAAGGUAAAAUAUUAGUUUAAAAUAUUAUGAUAAGUAGCGAUUUUAUAAUGA
Messenger RNA from Ctenocephalides felis (cat flea), 1347 nucleotides. RefSeq names its product target of rapamycin complex subunit lst8 (gene Lst8). The transcript has 5 exons. Lineage: Eukaryota; Metazoa; Arthropoda; Insecta; Siphonaptera; Pulicidae. Bases 197 to 1150 code for a protein of 317 amino acids. Gene Ontology annotation, biological process: TOR signaling; regulation of actin cytoskeleton organization. Gene Ontology annotation, molecular function: protein binding. The record is from RefSeq and is a predicted model, not a curated record. Gene Ontology annotation, cellular component: TORC1 complex; TORC2 complex.